GACAUGUGGUUUGGCAGAAAAUGAUAGAAGGACCGACAGAUGAGACCAGUCUGAAAGGUCUAGCAGAUGCAAUUAAACUGCUGUAUGACACAGAAGCUAGAGAAUGGACAGCAGAUGACAUUAUCAGUCUUGUGGAUGAGCUGUCAGUUGUUCCCCGGGAGUGGCUCAUGGAGAACAAUGCUCGGCUUCUUAUUCUGAGUGGAAACAACAUUUGCUUCACUUUCAUGGCCAGUAAAGCUGUGAAUGGAAGAACUGUUGAGUUAGCCAGACUCGUGGUGUUCCUGGCUUUGGUCUGCGAGAAGGACCUGUACUGCAUGGACUGGACAGUAAAAAUGAUGCAGAAGGUCUGCAAAGUUUUCAGCACUCCAGGGGAGAGAACCAACUUCCUGCAGUGUGUGGAGAACGCCUUCGCUCACAUGAUCAUGGACAUGCUACAGGCAGUUCUGUCCGGGGAUCGUGAUGAAGAGGACAGCAGCUUUUUGAAUUUGUUUCACCUUGUAAAUGCACAAGCGAACUUCCAUAAAGAAAUCCUGUACCUGACCAUGAGAAGCAACAGCAACACCGUUUGA
Pelecanus crispus (Dalmatian pelican) is the source of this 569-nucleotide messenger RNA. The record is from RefSeq and is a predicted model, not a curated record. NCBI's taxonomy places the organism in Eukaryota, Metazoa, Chordata, Aves, Pelecaniformes, Pelecanidae.